UAGAUUUGAAUCAUUAUUGUUCCAGUGACCAGCGCCAUAAGUGACGUGCGUAAAUCACGUCACUCUACAUUUGUACCGAGAAGACCUAUGAUCAGUUGAGCUGCAAUUAUUGUUGAGAGCGGACGCGUAAAGAUUCCAAAAUGCGUUGGCUACGAACUGUAGCCGUCUGUGUGGCCUUGAUCGCCGUGAGCGUUGCUAGCGAAUUAUUCAUCGUCGGACCAGAUUUUUUUCGCUCCAAUCAAAACUACACUAUGGCGAUUCAAAAUAUGAAAAACAAAACAGUUACGGUGGCCGUCUGUCUGGAAGGAUUCAGUGUAGAGAGAAGUGUUUUUAGUAUCACAAAAUAUGUGUUUUUGCGCUCGAACAAGGCACGAUCGAUCACCUUUCAGAUACCGUACAAUGAAUCAACUAUAAGCGGAACACUAACAAUCGAAGGAAUAAACCGCCUGGUCUUCCGCGAAUCAGUUGAUCUCGAAUACAAACCGAAAUCUGUGCGUGGUCUCAUACAGCUUAGCAAACCCGUCUACAAACGCGGAGAAAAUGUUCAGUUUCGUGUGAUUUUGUUAGAGUCUGAUAUGAAGCCACCUUCAAACACUAAUAUAACAGUGACUGUUCAGGACCCAUUCGGUAACAAUCCUCGCAAAUGGUUUAAUGUGCGACUGUACAACGGAGUGUUUGAAGGAGAAAUGGACACAAAUAGCACAUCUCCAAAUGGCCAGUAUAAUAUCAAAGUCGAUGCAAACAAUGGGCAAUUGGUUUCCAAAACGUUCGAGGUUGAUGAUUAUACGUUAUUCCCCAUCGCCGUGGAUGUCUCUCUAGCAAGUUUCCCUCUCCAAGAAAACCAAGCACUGAAUCUUACGAUAGUGGCCAAUUACUAUUUCGGCAAGCCAGUCAUCGGCACUGUGAAGAUGGAACUGUAUGGCGAAGAUGGCUCUAAAAUAUUUGGAGAGUCUAAGGAAUGGGAAGUUUACGGAAUGCUCCAAGUAUUCCUUCCAUUUGAUAAACCGCUGAGACAAAAUGAUCAGCAUGAGCAGAAUGUGAAGGUUCGUGUCUUUUUCACCGAGAUAGACACAAAUCGUACAGUUAAUGAGACAUAUGACUUUACGGUAUACAAGUACAAGUAUCAAGCUAAGCUGGAACAAGUGACCCAAGAUCGAAAUCUGAGCGAACCUCAAUAUACUCUUAAGAUCACACAAGGCGAUGCACCAGCAAAAGCAGUGACUGUUCGAGUUGAUGAAGGAAGUUUGUCUUCGAAAAGCGACCCGAAUAAGGACUACCGAACUACUACCUACUACACGAGUGAUGAGGAGGGCAAUAUUAAUCUAUCAAGUCCGUCCAAUUCUACCCAACUUAUUCGUGUUUCGUAUGAUGGUGAUGUAAUAUUGUCCGUAAGAAUCGAUCAUCGACAACAGAAGUUCAGCCCAUAUAUUAGUGUGGCAUUGAAAUCUGAUGUUAAACGUAAUGAAAAACUGCGCGUUGAUAUCUCAUGCUCUCAUCCGAUGACGUUCUUCACGUACUACGUCGUAUCUAAAGGAACUAUCGUUGAAGCUAAGCGCAUUCCGGUAAAAGAAAAGCCUACACACAGUAUGGUUUUGCAUGUGACGGAUAAGCUGCUGCCUAGAUCGACGGUUUUAUUUAUAACUAUGGUGAAUAACACCAUUGUACACGAUCACGCGUACAUCGAGUAUAACGAAUUUGCUAAUAACUUUGAUCUCAGGAUGAUGAAUGAAGGAGCUGCAGUGAGGCCAGGCGGUCAAAUUGAGCUAAACAUCACGGCACCAAAAAGAGCGUACGUGGCUCUUACAGCGUAUGAAAAAUCGUUUUUAAACCACCAUGGCAUAGACCACGACAUAGUUUUCAAAGAUAUUCAGCAGAUAUUUGAUGAUUUCCAUAGAAUCGAUGAGAACAAUUAUGAUUUUUUUCAUACCAUAGGACUGUUUAGCCGACCAUUAGUUAGUGAUGUCAUUAACCGGUCUUCUCGUCAAACUACUAGCCACCCUCUUACCAGUCGCAGAAAAAUGGGUAAAAUAAAAUGGAGAGCAGGGAAUAACCAUAACUGGCUGUGGAAGAAUGUGACUAUUUCUGAUGCAAGACAAAAAACUCUCAUUGAACAUUUACCAAACGCACUAACAUCGUGGUACUUGUCUGGAUUCUCCAUCGAUCCAGUGCAUGGGUUUGGGAUCAUUAAGAAACCACUUGAGCUCACCACUGUACAACCGUUUUACAUUGUCGAUUACCUGCCGAACUCUAUCAAGCUUGAAGAGAAGGUUGAGCUGCGGUUCAUGCUAUUCAGCACAAUUGGAGCCGAGUACAAAGCGGAAGUGACGUUGUAUAAUGUAAACAAAACAAUUGAGUUCUCCGAUCGUCCUGCUGAUGCUGAAUACUAUACAAAGUCUUUAUUAGUUCCUACAAACGUUGGUGUUCCGGUUUCGUUCUGGGUGAAAGCAAGAACAAAAGGCGAGAUAAAUGUUCGUGUUAAGGCAUCAAUCCCGGACGUUGCAGAACAUGAUGGUAUGGAAAAAAACAUUCGUGUGAAUUAA
Anopheles darlingi is the source of this 2540-nucleotide messenger RNA. Its product is annotated as CD109 antigen-like. Bases 141 to 2540 code for a protein of 799 amino acids. The record is from RefSeq and is a predicted model, not a curated record. The transcript has 11 exons. Lineage: Eukaryota; Metazoa; Arthropoda; Insecta; Diptera; Culicidae. Gene Ontology annotation, molecular function: endopeptidase inhibitor activity.